Molecule: messenger RNA, 4648 nt
Organism: Gloeophyllum trabeum ATCC 11539
Lineage: Eukaryota; Fungi; Basidiomycota; Agaricomycetes; Gloeophyllales; Gloeophyllaceae
Product: multidrug resistance-associated ABC transporter
Exons: 35
Coding region: 1-4269 (1422 amino acids)
Biological process (GO): transmembrane transport
Cellular component (GO): membrane
Molecular function (GO): ATP binding; ABC-type transporter activity; ATP hydrolysis activity
Source: RefSeq, a predicted model, not a curated record
AUGCAUAAUCCAUGGCACCCGCCACCGAAGCCGCCUGCGUUCGGAGGCCAGACGGUAUGCCCAGAAGAACGUGCCCCCCUGCUAUCCAAGCUCACGUUCGAGUGGUUGACCCCCUUGCUUUCCGUUGGAUUCACAAGGCCGCUGCAGAAGGAGGAUUUAUGGCAGUUGCCCGAUGAUAAACUCACCGCCAACUUGUCCAAGGAGCUGGAAGUCAACUUCUAUGCCCGAUGUGCUCCCGAGAAACGUCCCCCACACAUCCGGCCUGCAAAAUCUACCACUGAUGCAAAUGACACCGGGUUGGCAAAGGAGACGUCCCUAACCGACCCUGAGAAGGAUGUGGAGAAGGGGGAGGUAAAGGAAGGCGAAGAGGAAUCCCGGGAUAAAAAGGCGACAGGCAAACGCGGUGCGAAAGGGAAGGGAAAGGAGAAGAAAUACGACCAGAGCCUCCUCAAAGCCCUCAACACGACGUUCUUCUGGCGCUUUUGGAGCGGCGGUAUCCUCAAGCUCUUCUCCGAUACCCUCAACACGACCACCCCCCUCGUCACGAAGCUCCUGCUCGCGUACCUCGCCGAUGCGUACGCCGCAUACCACAUUCCUCCCGCCGAACGCGCGGCAUACGGGCUGGACCAUGUCCGCGGGAUCGGGUACGGCAUGGGGCUCGCCGUCGCGAUUUUUGUCAUGCAGGAAGCGAGCAGUUUGAUGUCGAACCACUACUAUAUACGCACGAUGACUACUGGUGUCCUCGUCCGGACAGCGACUAUUGGCCUGAUUUUCCGCAAGUCUCUGCGCCUUUCCGGCCGCGCACGCACGCAGCACAGCGUCGGGCAGAUCACCACCAUGAUCAGCACUGACACGACGCGGCUCGACCGCGUCGGGAGCAUGGCACAUGUACUCUGGACGUCUCCUAUACAGCUCGCCAUAGGGAUCGGCUUGUUAAUUGGCACGCUCGGCUAUUCCGCCCUAGUCGGGCUGGGCGUCCUGAUCUUCAGCAUCCCCCUCAACGCCAUAUUCGUCACGAUCAUGUUCAAGCAGCGCAAGAAGGGCGUCAAGAUCACCGACAAGCGCGUGCGGCUCACUAACGAGGUCCUGCAGGGCAUCCGGCUGAUCAAGUUCUACGCGUGGGAGGCGUUCUACGCGCACCAGCUCGGCGAGCUGCGCACGGCGGAGGUCCGGACGAUCCGCAAGGUCGCGGUCGCGCGCGCGGUGAUGAUCGCGAAUAUGGUGUUCACGCCGAUCCUCGCUGCGAUCCUGUCUUUUAUCACGUACGCGUUGAGCGGACACUCGCUCAAUGUGGCGAUCAUAUUCUCCGCGCUGCAGCUGUUCAACAUCAUCCGCACGCCGCUGGCCUUCUUGCCGCUCGUGUUUGCAGGCACGGCAGACGCGGUCGUCGCGCUCGGGCGGAUCGGGACGUUCCUCACCGCCGAGGAGCUCGAGGACCCGUACGCGGUCGACGAGGGGAGCAAGGACGCUGUGCGGGUGAAGGGCAGCUUCGCGUGGGAGGUCGCGGCGUCCCUAGCGGGGAAGGAUGGGAAGUUCGGGGCCGGGUUGGGUAAGGGUAAGGGUAAGGGCGGGAAGGAGAAGAAGGAAAAGAACAAGAAAGAAAAGAAAAAGAACAAGGAGGUGUUGCCGACGACUGCUACAGGUGAGGAAGGGAAGAAUGAGGAGAAGAAGAAAGAGGACGAGAAGCCGUUCGAGCUCCGGGAUGUAGAUCUGAAGAUACCGAAGGGAAGCUUCGUGGCGAUUGUUGGCACCGUUGGGUCUGGGAAGAGUUCGCUCUUGCAGGCUAUGGUUGGUGAAAUGAGGAAAACAAAUGGAGAGGUUCUUUUCGGUGGAUCGGUGGCCUAUGUCCCGCAGACGCCUUGGAUCAUGAACGCUACCUUGAAGGAGAAUAUCCUCUUUGGACAAGAGUACGAUGAGGAGAGGUUUCGUGAGGUCGUGAAGGCAUGCUGUUUGGAGCAUGAUCUGGACCUGCUGCCGCACAGGGAGCACACUGAGAUCGGUGAGAAAGGGAUCAAUCUGAGCGGUGGACAAAAGGCUCGGGUCUCGCUUGCCCGCGCUGCUUAUGCGCAGACAGAUAUCGUACUUUUGGAUGACUCCCUCAGUGCCGUGGAUGCCUGGGUCGGGAAGUCCAUCCUCGACAACUGCCUCCUCAACGGACCUUUGGCUAACACCACGCGUGUACUUGUUACCCACGCGCUGCACGUUCUCGACAAGACCGACUACAUCUACGUCAUGGACAAUGGCGUUAUCCGAGAGCAGGGGACGUUCAAGGAUCUGAUGGCAGACGGCGACGUCUUCUCUCACCUUAUGGACGAGUACGGCAAUCAGAAUGCAGAGCAUGCUGAAGCGGCAGAAGGCGAAACGGUGAAGAAAGACAUUUACCAGAAGUCCACCGUUAAAGCCAAGAGCGACGCAUCCCAAGCGGCUCUGAUGCAGGAGGAGGAAAGGCAAACUGGCGCGGUGACACUCACCACUUAUACCAAAUACCUACGCUACGCCGGUGGCUUGAUUUGGGCCCCCUUUAUCUUAGCUAUGCUCGUGUUAAUGCAGGGCGCUUCUGUUUCGAACAACCUCUUCCUGGGUUUCUGGACGGCGCAGAGUAUACACGGGUUCACCCAAGGCUCAUACAUGGGCGUUUAUGCCGCCCUGGGAAUUGCGCAAGCGAUCUUCACGUUCGGCAUGAGUGUCUCUCUAAGUUUGGCAGCGUUGUCCGCUGGUCUGGGCAUGUUCAAAGCAGCACUCAGGGCUGUUUUGGGCUCUCCUGUCUCGUUUUUCGACACCACUCCAAUGGGAAGAAUCAUAUCCCGUUUGUCCAAAGAUCAGGACACGGUAGAUACCGAAGUAGCCAUGACCGCAACGCAGUUUUUGAUAACAUUUUCCAAUGUAAUUGGGACGGUGGUGCUUGUGUUUUACACCUUCCCAUACCUCGGCAUAAUUUUCGUACCCCUGAGUAUUCUGUACUAUAUCGCGGCGGUAUACUACCGCAGGACGUCUGUUGAAACCAAGCGGCUAGACUCACUAAUGCGAUCGGCUCUCUACGCUUCGUACAAUGAAUCGUUGACCGGCAUAUCAACGGUGCGGGCAUAUAGAGUACAGGACCGCUUCGUUAAAAGCGCAGACGACGGCCUCGACUUGGAGAAUCGAGCUUAUUACAUGACGGUGGCCAUCCAGCGGUGGCUGGGCGUCCGUCUGGACUUUUUCGGGAAUAUCUUAAUUCUGGGAAUUGGCCUCUUCGCAGCUGGAUUCAGAAACACCGUCGAUCCCUCCAAGACUGGAGUGGUAUUGUCUUAUUCCCUCGCCAUUACUCAGACGCUGUCGCAGAUGGUAUCAACCUAUGCUCAGAACGAGCAGAACAUGAACGCCGUAGAACGUAUCUUAGUUUACACUGAGCUGCCACCAGAAGGCGAGACCCAGACACCCAAUGACCCGCCUCCAACUUGGCCUGAGAAGGGGGCAGUAUCGUUCAAGAAUGUGGAGUUAUCUUAUCGACCGGGACUGCCUCUUGUGCUCAAAGAUAUCAGCUUUGACGUCGAGCCAGGAGAGAAGAUUGGGAUUGUUGGCAGAACUGGCGCAGGAAAAAGUUCGCUGCUCCAGGCUCUGUUCAGGAUGGUCGAGCUACAGGGCGGGAAAAUAGAGAUUGACGGCCGUAACAUCCGCGAGAUUGGUCUGGCUACGUUACGGUCCCGCCUUGCUCUGGUUCCGCAAGACUGCACACUGUUCUUGGGAACUUUGAGGGAGAACCUGGACCCAGAAAACACUCGUACAGAUGCGGAAUUGAUAUCUGCUCUACGGCGAGCCUGGCUUCUACCGCAAGACGGGUCAUCAGAUCCCGCUGCUGAGGCUAAGUUUAGUCUGGAUUCUCCGGUGAAUGAUGAAGGUAGCAACUUUAGUGCAGGAGAGAAACAGCUCCUGGCUCUUUGCCGGGCGCUCGUGAAGAAUAGUCGAAUCAUUGUCCUGGAUGAAGCUACAAGCAGUGUCGACGUAGAGACUGAUGCGAAGAUCCAGAGGACAAUCCAGACCGAAUUUUCAACUUCGACCCUGUUGUGCAUUGCACACCGACUGAACACAAUAGUGUAUUAUGACCGUAUUUUGGUGAUGGACUCGGGAAAGACGGCAGAAUUCGAUACCCCUCUGAAUCUAUUUGACCAAGAGCACUCUAUUUUCCGAUCGCUCUGCGACGAGGCCGGAAUAUCACGACAGGAUAUUCUUCGCAUUAGGACGGGGCUAUCGAGUUCUGUCCCCUCAAAGGCUCCAUCAGUAACAUCAUGACCAGCUCCUACUUUCACGAUUGCUUCGUAUGUAAUGGAUGAGAUCUGAGGAAGGUAGACACAUUACACUGUACUACUACUAAUGGAUUAAUAGUGCUCUUGUAACUUUGUUAGUUUCUAGAGAGGCUACUGUCGCAGUCUACCAUCCAAACAUCGAUUUCCCGUCCUUGAAUCCCCAUUUCUCCAGACUGGGUUUACCGGAUUUCUCCACUAAGCCUGGGGGACCACAGACGAAGACACAAGAGUCAUCGGAUGGCUCGAACAUUCUCUCCUUCAUGACACCUUCGUCGAACUGACCAGUACCUCCAGUCUUCUUCCAGUCUUCUUCGUCUUUCGGAUGACUGAGAAUAUGCCAGAUCUCGAAUUGUCCUUGACUGCGC